Ixodes scapularis (black-legged tick) is the source of this 3060-nucleotide messenger RNA. Its product is annotated as putative Ras-related protein Rab-33. Gene Ontology annotation, biological process: Rab protein signal transduction. Lineage: Eukaryota; Metazoa; Arthropoda; Arachnida; Ixodida; Ixodidae. Gene Ontology annotation, cellular component: Golgi apparatus; endosome. The transcript is spliced from 3 exons. Bases 359 to 1051 code for a protein of 230 amino acids. The record is from RefSeq and is a predicted model, not a curated record. Gene Ontology annotation, molecular function: GTP binding; GTPase activity.
GAGACACACUACUCUCGUUGCAAACAUGGCGUCUCUGAGCUGAAAGUCGAAUAUCGAAACUGACUCUGUUGUCGUGAUUGUGAAACUGUCGCAGCGCUUUCUACGAUCCCAAACCAGCGGCGAACUGAGCACUGGACGCACGAAGAGGCGCACUCGAUCCCACCUUUCUAGUCACGUUUGUCGCCUCAAAACGUGCCGAGUGUCAAGAACCGACGCAAAGCCUGGAUGUUGUAAACAGCUGCAUUUGUUUUCCUUCGAGCUCGAGCGACACACCAAGGCCCAAGAUUUCACCCAAAAGCCCAACGCUUCACUCAAUUUCUGAUCGAUCGUUUGAAUUUCUGUCUCGCCGAGAUCGACGAUGGAGGAAACGACUCAGGGCAGCACGCCAAAUCGGGUGAGCGUGGAAAAACAGAAGCGCAUUUUCAAGAUCAUCGUGAUCGGCGACUCCAACGUCGGCAAGACCUGCCUGACGUACCGCUUUUGUUGCGGCAAGUUCCCUGCCAAGACCGAGGCCACGAUCGGCGUCGACUUUCGGGAACGGACCGUCGACGUAGACGGCGAGCAGAUUAAGCUCCAGCUUUGGGACACAGCGGGGCAGGAGCGCUUCCGCAAAAGCAUGGUGCAGCACUACUACCGCAACGUGCAUGCCGUGGUCUUUGUCUACGACGUGACCAAGAUGGCCUCGUACCAGAGUCUCCCCCUGUGGGUGGAGGAGUGCGACGAGCACCGGCUCACCAGUGACAUCCCCCGCAUUCUUGUUGGCAACAAGUGCGAUUGCAAGGAGAAGGUUGCCGUGAGCACCAACAUGGCGCAAAAGUUUGCUGACCUGCACAACAUGCCGCUCUUCGAGACCUCGGCCAUGGACGAGAGCGAGUCGGACCACCUCGAGGCCAUCUUCAUGACCCUCGCCCACAAGCUCAAGAACUCCAAACCUAUGAUGACGGCCACCUCCUCCCUCUGGCAGUCCAGCCAUGCCGAGGAGCGCUCGCGGAGCGUCGUGCUACGCCAUGCAAACGACAGGAACUACAACGAGUCCACGUGCAUCUGCUGAACUGCCUUUUAGCUUCGGUUCCACUUCGCCGGAUCCGUUUCCGUCGGACGCGAGAUCCGUCGGAUGCAGUUUCGCCGGUUCCUGUCUCGCCGGAACUGGGGUUGCAUGGUACGUGUCUUUGACUGGGGCGGUCACCGUCCUAUCCUACCCACUCAUCCAAAGGGCUCCCAAAGUGGCGACAAAUAGCACCGCGCCAGCCGGCGCGACGUGGCGUCAAAUGGUGCAAUCCUUGCGGUCGGUGUUAGGAAUGCUGGCGAAAAAGGCAGUCCGACGCCGGGGUCGCUGCUUUAAGCCGAGGUCACGCCGCUCGAGCAUCGUACAAAAGACACAACAUUUGAUGCAUACAUGAUGAUGUAUGUUUCGAACACGUCUAUAGCAAGUUUUUGUGACAGGAUUGUCAUACGAGGAGGGAACGUACCUUGGACAGUGUCUGCAGGCCGUCUUUUGUGUGACACGUUAGCGGUGGGACCGCAGCUUUAGUGUCUGUCAACCGUCUGGCUGCGGAACGGCCCACGGCAGGACGGGUGUCUGCCGCAUCCGCGGCUGUGCUGCCACCAGGACCGCGGCAGACGACGGCGCAGCAAUUUUAGGACGUCGCGAGGCAGACAUAGAGCGACCACUUUUGAGGACGCGGUAGACAUACCAGUCGGAGACGCGCUCCAGGCAACCUACCAAUACCAGUUUUUCGUCAGGUGUCUGCACCACCCAAUUCGUUUUGUUACGUCAUAUUCCAGUUCUCAUUGAGGGUGUGCUCGCAGCACUUGCAUGUCCCACUGAACAGGCUAUGCUUAGAGCAUCUACACCCCGAUCCUCGAUUCGCUCAUGGGCGCCGCCAUUUUGGUGCUCAGUGCAGAGCAGGCGCAGUCGGCGGUUGUUAUAGUUCUCAAAUUCAACUUGCCUGCGCUUCGGACACGGUGUCAGGAAGCUCGAGCAAUGUCUUUUUGCUCCGUUGCAAACUGUUUUAACAUUUCUGGCGAACGAAAAGGCGUUCUCGAGAUUUCAGAUCGAGGUUCGGAUAACUGACAACGAUGCUUUUAAGCCCCAAGAUGGUUGAAGUGCCGUUACUUUGAAGCAUAGCCUAUUAAGUGGCUCCAGUCCAAAGCACACUUUCUGGUUCAAUUCUAGCAGGAUUUGCAUCUCGAGAGGUUCUGUUCAUCGGGUGGCGCAUAUGUCCUGGAUUAUUUUCUUUGUCGGCAAAGCUUCUGCACGAUUUAAAUUUCAUUGAGGUUGGCCGUGCACGGCCGUGCCUGCUAUGUAUUGCUACGGGUGGAUUUAUAUCGAUAUCUUAUUUAACUUUUUUUAGCCCACAUUAUUUGCUUUGAGUCAAACUUUUCCUACGAUGAAUAAGCCGAGCGAUACGGCGUAUUGACCCUAACAAAUCUGUACCAACACUCUUGGGGGAGGAUCCCGUUGGUGGCAAUGAAUGUCUUGUCCGUGAUGCGAGUGCAACACUACUUCACGGCUUGGAAUAUCACGUGAGGCAAGCAUUUCUGCAUAAAGUGCGUUGGCUAUAAAAAAUGUUUCUGGUCAAAUGACAGUGCUUCAUCCCAAAAUGGCUUUGCAUAAAAAAAAGAAAGACAUUCGACUUACAAGUUUUUACAAUUUUCUCCUCUGUAUAACAAUUCCCUAGGGGCAGUGUACUGGAUUCAAUGACAUUCCCUCGAUCGGUGAUGGAUACUGCGACUAGAGUGGCAUGUCACUGUGAGAUCACUUUGGGCGAGUGCUUUGUAUAUGAGACUAUGUAGCAUAUGUAUAGGGAUGGUACGUAUGACUUGACACAAGCGUAUUUCAUGCUUUCUUUGUGUUCUCAGUUUAGAGGUGUGACGAUGGUACUGUUUUUCAUGUCAUGGCUACGGUUGAGGCAUGUAUAAGCACACUGGUGCCUCCACAGGAGGCAGUUGACGUGCUAUACAGCAUUAUUCUAGUAAGGUGUACUAUAAUGAUAAAAAGAAUGUGAACAUACUUUGUUUUCAGAAUUUUUGAUUUUAAUAAAAGUUUAGUAUACAUAA